AUGUAUCCCUCGCAACACCACGCCCAGAUGCCCCCGCCCCAGGCGCGCUCUGUCGCCCCAGAGACGUUUUUGCUCGACCAAGACGCCCAGCAGAGCCUGCCGCCCGACAGCGUCGUCGCCCUGCAGCAAGUCGACAACCUCAAGUACUUUCUCAUCUCGGCGCCCGUCGACUGGCAACCCGACCAGUACAUCCGCCGCUUCCUGCUCCCCACGGGCGAGUACGUCUCGUGCGUUCUCUGGAACAACCUCUUCCACAUCUCCGGCACAGACAUUGUCCGAUGCCUGUCCUUCCGAUUCCAGGCCUUUGGCCGCCCCGUCAAGAACUCCAAGAAGUUCGAGGAGGGCAUCUUCUCAGAUCUCCGCAACCUCAAGUCGGGCACAGAUGCCUCGCUCGAAGAGCCAAAGAGCGCCUUCCUCGACUUUCUCUACAAGAACAACUGCAUCCGAACACAGAAGAAGCAAAAAGUCUUUUACUGGUACAGCGUGCCCCACGACCGCCUGUUCCUCGAUGCGUUGGAGCGUGACCUGAAGCGCGAGAAGAUGGGCCAGGAGGCCACCACCAUGGCCGUCAGCGAGCCGGCUCUGUCGUUUGAGUUUGAUUCGUCCCAGUCGCUUUUCGAGCAGCUCACAAAGGCACAACAAACAAACUCGUCAUCAUUCAACAACAACAUGCAGCCAUCCUAUCCCGGCACCUCGCCCGACAUGCGAAGCAUGGAGUCGAUGCCCCCGCCAACCAUGGUUCCCGUCCAGCAGUCGAUGCCUCCCAUGCAACAGCCAAUGCACAGCGAGGACCCCAUGGCCCAGUACCACCAGCAAAUGUCGAUGCCCCCCUCGAUGCCCAACAACGUGGUCAAGAGCAGAGAGCAGCGCGAGAUGAGCCAGUCGUUUCAGUACGACCGCAACGGCAUUCCUCUGUCGCAAAUACACCAGCGCCACAGCUCCAUGCCCGCCUACAUGGAGUACUCUCCCGCGCCUUCAUUCGUCUCUUCGCACUACGAGGACUACAGCACGCGCGGCAUGUCGUUUGAGCCACUGACGCCUCCUCAGCACCAGAUUGGCCUCGGUGCCGAGCCAGCAUACAUUGCCAACGAAGACACUGGCCUCUACAGCGCCAUUCCCGACCUUCCCGCCCCCAACACCUUCAACCCCCUCAUGAACCUGCCCCCGUCUAACCUGAUGGGCCCUGGCUACCCGGGUGUCUCGAGGCCGUUUGCCCCUGGCAAUGUCUACUCGGUCAUUGAGGGCUCGCCCACGUACAAGCAACGGAGAAGGCGCUCUUCGCUGUCUGCCGGUAUUGCUGCUGCCGUGACUGCUUCUGGCGCCGGUGCCCACCAGGUCCACCGCCCCAGCGACUUGAGGCGGUCCAUGUCGAGCUCCGUCGUUCCUCUUGCCGAGGUCGAUGAGAACACGCACAACUCGCCCAACAGUGCCAACGGCGCAAACUACUCUGCACCCCAGAUGAACGACACCAAGCCGGCUUUCGACAUGUCAAGGCAAGGUACCCCGCUCAACACGGUAGAGGAGAGCCCAGAGCCCCAGCCUGCGCCCAUGCAGCACGACGACCUCAACACGCUCGUCAACGGCGAGCUGUUUGAGAGUCCUCUGCAGCACAGCGCCGUGGCUCGCGCAGCCGGAACCGGCGGACCCGUCUACCGCCGCGCCCGAAGCGCGACCAUGAUGGAGAUUGGCCCAUACCCCCAAAAAUCGCACUCUUGCCCAAUCCCCACGUGCGGCCGUCUAUUCAAGAGAUUAGAACACCUCAAGAGACACGUGCGUACCCACACACAAGAGCGACCAUACGUCUGCCCGCUGUGCAACAAAGCCUUCUCGCGCUCGGACAACCUUGCCCAACAUCGUCGCACACACGAGCCCCGCGCUGACGGCGAGCCGCUGAGCGAUUACCAAGAGGAAGAUCUCGAGGGUGACGAGGACCACCUCCAAUCGCUCGAGGACGACCUCUCGCCUGAGUCUGGCAACGACUACCUCUCUGGCUUGUCUCACUCGAUCAACGAUAUCCCUGGCCCGGCACUGGCCAUGACCAUGGCGCCGCCGCAGCACAGCCUGAUGGCGGGCAGCCACUACUGA
Molecule: messenger RNA, 2085 nt
Organism: Exserohilum turcica Et28A
Lineage: Eukaryota; Fungi; Ascomycota; Dothideomycetes; Pleosporales; Pleosporaceae
Exons: 5
Coding region: 1-2085 (694 amino acids)
Biological process (GO): regulation of DNA-templated transcription; sexual reproduction
Cellular component (GO): nucleus; Ste12p-Dig1p-Dig2p complex; Tec1p-Ste12p-Dig1p complex
Molecular function (GO): DNA-binding transcription factor activity
Source: RefSeq, a predicted model, not a curated record